UCAUAAAAAUUCCUUUCAAUCGACCCUUUGUUUCUUCUCAUUCAUAUUAGUACUAAACAAAAUCAGAAAACUCAUGUUCAUCAUUUAUCCUUCAAUUUCCCAAAUUCGAUCCACACUCUUCCCUUCACCAGAAACCCCAAACUUAUUCAUGGCUAUGUGUUUAAGCUUGGGUUACGAUGAUUACACCUUAGUUUUGGUUCACCCCAUGUUUUUGUACCAGAAACUACUACUAAUCUGGAGGUCGUUCCACCACAGAUGCAGAUCCGCAGCUGUUUGGAGUAGAUCUGGGCUGUUUGGAGCAGAUCCGACGCUGUUGGAGGUUUGUGCCACCAUUAUUGCCUCUAAGUCCCCACCUUUGAUGUUCUAUUUCUCGGUUGGGUGAGUUUUUCACCAAUAUUGGGACAGUCUGUGGUUGAAUAAAAAAUCCCAAAUUCUGUUAAGAAAACCUUAACCCCAAUUCUAUUUUCUAAUAUGUUUAAUUAAAACAUCUAGAUUUUAUUUGUGAUUUAAAUGUUUGUGUUUUGACUCGAUUAACUGUGUUGUUUCUGUUAAUGUUUUACGAGGAGACACAUGACGUUUAGACCCAGAUAUCUUGUGUGAUACGAAGCCUGUUCGCUUCUCGCCUUCAUAAUCUCUACAAAGAUGGCUGAACAAAUUCCAUACGGUGUUGCUACAAGUCUCGUUAACAGGUUGGCUUCUGCAGCCUUUCGUGAAAUUGGACGAAUUUAUGGUGUCAUGGAUGAACUGGAAAGGCUUAAGAAGACAGUUGAAUCCAUCAAAGCUGUGCUCCUUGAUGCUGAAGACAAACAAGAGCAAAGUCAUGCUGUACAACUCUGGGUUAGAAGGCUCAACGACCUGCUUCUUCCUGCAGAUGAUUUGAUAGAUGAAUUUUUUAUUGAAGAUAUGAUACACAAAAGGGAUAAAGCUCAUAAGAACAAAGUGAAACAGGUAUUUCAUUCCUUCUCACCAAGCAGAACUGCUUUUCGCCGUAAAAUGGCUCAUGAGAUUGAAAAAAUACAAAGAAGUUUUAAAGAUGUUGAGAAAGAUAUGUCUUAUUUGAAACUUAACUCCAAUGUUGUGGUGGUUGCGAAAACUAACAAUGUAAGGAGGGAAACUUGCUCUUAUGUGUUAGAAUCUGAGAUCAUUGGAAGAGAAGAUGAUAAAAACAAGAUUAUAAGCUUGUUGAGGCAAUCACAUGAACAUCAGAAUGUCUCAUUGGUUGCUAUUGUUGGUAUUGGUGGUUUGGGAAAGACAGCUCUUGCUCAACUGGUAUACAAAGAUGGUGAAGUGAAAAAUUUGUUUGAAAAGCAUAUGUGGGUAUGUGUCUCAGAUAACUUUGAUUUCAAAACUAUUCUGAAGAACAUGGUUGCGUUAUUAACCAAAGAGGACGUUGUAAAUAAGACAUUAGAAGAGUUGCAAAGUAUGCUUCAAGUCAAUUUAACUGGUAAGAGAUACUUGUUAGUUCUCGACGACGUUUGGAAUGAGAGUUUUGAAAAGUGGGAUCAAUUGAGGCCUUAUUUGAUGUGUGGUGCUCAAGGCAGUAAGGUUGUAAUGACAACACGCAGUAAGAUUGUGGCAGAUACAAUGAGUGUAAGUGACCAACAUGUUUUGAGAGGUUUAACUCCAGAAGAAUCAUGGGUUUUGUUCAAGAAUAUUACCUUUGGGGAUGUUACUGUUGGAGUGAACCAACCUCUUGAAUCAAUUGGUAAGAAGAUAGUAGAAAAGUGCAAAGGAGUUCCGUUAGCAAUUAGAUCACUAGGAGGCAUAUUACGAGGUGAAAGUAAAGAAAGUGAAUGGAUCAAUGUCUUACAAGGAGAAUUUUGGAAAUUGUGUGAUCGUGAAAAUAGCAUCAUGCCGGUCCUAAAAUUGAGUUACCAGAACUUAUCACCUCAACAAAGGCAAUGUUUUGCUUAUUGCUCUUUAUUUCCUCAGGAUUGGGAAUUUGAGAAGGAUGAGUUAAUUCAAAUGUGGAUGGCACAAGGUUAUCUUGGUUGUUCAGUUGAAAAGCAAUGCAUGAAAGAUGUUGGUAAUCAAUUUGUAAAAAUUUUCUUGAAGAAUUCAUUCUUCCAAGAUGCAGAUUUGAAUGUUCAUGGUGAUGUAACUGGUUUUAAAAUGCAUGAUUUAAUGCAUGAUCUUGCAACACAAGUAGCUGGCAAUGAUUGUUGUUACUUGGAUUCAAGUAAGGCAAAAAAAUGUUUAGGAAGACCCGUGCAUGUAUUAGUGGAAUAUGAUGCCUUGUGUUUGUUGGAAUCCCUGGAUUCAAGUAGGUUGCGGACUUUGAUUGUGAUGAGUUACAAUGACUAUAAAUUCCGUCGACCAGAAAUAUCGGUUUUUCGAAAUUUGAAAUACUUGCGCUUUUUGAAAAUGGAAUCUUGUAGUCGCCAGGGAGUUGGUUUCAUUGAAAAAUUGAAGCAUUUAAGGCAUCUUGACUUGCGCAACUAUGAUUCAGGAGAAAGUCUUUCCAAAUCUAUCGGCAAUCUUGUUUGUUUACAGACCAUAAAAUUGAAUGAUUCUGUGGUAGAUUCUCCAGAAGUUGUUUCAAAAUUAAUUAAUUUGAGACACCUUACGAUAAAUCAUGUGACCUUCAAAGACAAGACACCGUCUGGAUUUAGAAAAUUGAGCAUACAACAACCCAAGGGUCUGUCUUUGUCCAAUUGGCUCUCUCCAGUCACAAAUAUAAUUGAAUUAUGUCUUUAUAACUGCCAAGAUUUACGAUAUCUCCCACCAUUGGAACGCCUUCCAUUCCUUAAGUCACUUGAUUUAAGAUGGCUUAAUCAAUUGGAGUACAUAUAUUACGAGGAGCCUAUUCUUCAUGAAUCAUUCUUCCCAUCUUUGGAGAUCCUAAACUUUUUUGAAUGUUGGAAGCUGAAGGGAUGGAGGAGGAUGGGAGAUGAUUUGAAUGAUAUUAACUCUUCGCAUCAUCUCUUCUUGCCUCACUUUCCUUGUCUUUCUAAAUUGGUAAUUGUUAGGUGCAAAAUGUUGACUUUCAUGCCUACUUUUCCAAACAUUAAGAAGAAAUUAGAAUUGUGGAGUUGCAGUGCAGAGAUAUUGGAAGCAACACUAAAUAUAGCAGAGUCACAAUAUUCAAUUGGCUUCCCUCCUCUUUCCAUACUCAAAUCCUUCCAUAUUAUUGAAACCAUUAUGGGUAUGGAAAAUGUCCCAAAGGAUUGGUUGAAAAAUCUUACUUCUCUCGAGAAUCUUGACUUAGACUCUUUGUCAAGUCAACAAUUUGAAGUAAUUGAAAUGUGGUUUAAAGAUGACCUCAUUUGUCUUCCUUCCCUCCAAAAAAUCCAAAUUAGAACUUGUCGUUUAAAGGCAUUACCAGAUUGGAUAUGCAACAUCUCAUCACUUCAGCAUCUUGCGGUGUACGGGUGCGAAAGUUUGGUAGAUCUGCCUGAAGGAAUGCCACGUCUUACAAACUUACACACCUUAGAAAUCAUUGGCUGUCCAAUCUCAUAUUAUUAUGAUGAAUUCCUGAGAAAAACAGGUGCAACUUGGUCUAAAAUUGCUCACAUCCCAAAAAUCAUCACACGUUGAAGUCAGAAAGGUACCGGCCCCUGUUGAAGUCAGAAAGCUAGCUGGCUCAAUAAAAGACAUGGAAGACUGGAGGAGAUGCGUGAAGAUGGAUUUUCUGAAUGAUUAUUAGUGAAUUUUCUUGUUUUUGUUUUGUUAACGUUAUUUUUUAUUUGCUCAUAAGAGGAUGAUUGAUCACGGGUUCUCUUUGUUAAGAGUUCUUUUUUAUCUGUUGUUUUCUCUGUACUCUUUUUUCCUGAAAAGGUUUUUAACGAGGCAGAUUGUGUGUGCUCACUUGGUUAUUUUGACUUGUAUUUUGGUCUAGUCCCCAAUACUUUUGUAUCUUUAUUUUCUUUUUAUUUAAUAAUAUUUAUAAA
Medicago truncatula (barrel medic) is the source of this 3890-nucleotide messenger RNA. Its product is annotated as disease resistance protein RGA2. The record is from RefSeq and is a predicted model, not a curated record. NCBI's taxonomy places the organism in Eukaryota, Viridiplantae, Streptophyta, Magnoliopsida, Fabales, Fabaceae. Gene Ontology annotation, molecular function: ADP binding. The coding region runs from base 643 to 3537 and encodes 964 amino acids. The transcript is spliced from 5 exons.